Molecule: messenger RNA, 3655 nt
Organism: Cryptomeria japonica (Japanese cedar)
Lineage: Eukaryota; Viridiplantae; Streptophyta; Pinopsida; Cupressales; Cupressaceae
Product: boron transporter 1
Exons: 12
Coding region: 1231-3399 (722 amino acids)
Biological process (GO): transmembrane transport; monoatomic ion homeostasis; monoatomic anion transport
Cellular component (GO): plasma membrane
Molecular function (GO): solute:inorganic anion antiporter activity
Source: RefSeq, a predicted model, not a curated record
ACAUAAAGUGUAUAAAUCCAUUUUGUGAUGCGGCUUGUAUGCAAACGUAGUUCACAUGGAGCCCAUUUUUUAUAAUGAGAGGAAGGAAGAGGGCAGGUCCCCUUCAUAUGCAUUUGCAUGCGCACGAUCUACUGUGUUAACUUUUAUAAGCUAUAAAUAAUCACCAACAUAACAGUAUGCCCACCGCAAAGCCAUGAAAAGAGGGAGAAUAUCAGGAAUUCCUUUUCUGCGCCUUUAGCAUUUGAUUUCCUCCUUAAAAAUCAAAACGUCAUGUAGAGCCGUGGCUGAAUCUCUUCCAAAUUCCUCUAUAGGUUUCUUCUUCUCGUUUCUCAUGCGUUAAUUGUAAUUUUGUGGUUCUUAUAGAUGUUGAUAGUACGUUCUCUUCUCGUCUCACCUUAGUUGUCAGGUCUCAGAAUUAUGCUGCGUUAGAACCGUUGCUUUUACAGUGCUAAAGAAAAUCAGCAUGUAAAUUCGCCAUCUUACUACCCAAGUAUGGACUUGGGCUUAAAAUAAAGGUGGGCUUGACAAGCUUUCGAUGGCGUCAAUACUGCAAGUCUGCAAUUGGCAAGAAUUUCCAGGUGUAAUCCAAUGCCAAAUGCCAAAUGGAGUCUGAAUCUUGUCCCUUUCAAAAAGGUUAGGCCACAAAAGGAGAAAAUAAAUUGCGUUUUUUUCCUGAUCCAGAUUCUGUAGCCCAUUCUAUUCUAUUUUGAUUCUAUUAGAAUGACCAUGUAGGUCCGUCAAAGCAAUUUGCUAGUUACAUGAAACAUUAUUCUUUUUCUUCUCUGUCCCUUCAGCCAUGGAAUCCAAGUAAUGUUAAAACAUGGAAUUCCUUCAACAGGAUGAUAAAAUGCCUUCAAACUCCAUUUUUUCCCCCUAAUUUCACCCCCAGAAUUUAAUUGAGAAGCCUAUACUUUCUCUUUCGAGGAUAGCUAAAUGAUUUUUUAACUUUCAUUAACGAACAUACGAAAAAUUGCGUUGUAUGGAGUAUUCUUAUCCUUUAAUCACAGACCUUUGCUCUCACAGUAAAACAUGAGUUUGAAAUUUUUCUGUAGUUUUUGAGGCUCAAAAAAUAAGAUGCCUUGUUAUUUGUUAAAAAACAUAAUAUUAUAGCAAUGUAAUCUCAACUUCCAUAAAUCUGUUACGUUUUAUGUAUUGUGUAUUCCUUUCUUCACAAUCCAAGUGAAAAGAAAAGAGUUUAUAUUUCCCUUCUGUUUCUUACUCCACCUUGAAAUGGAGGAGACGUUUGUACCAUUUCGAGGGAUCAAGAAUGAUCUUAAGGGAAGAUUACUGUGCUACAAGCAAGAUUGGACUAGUGGCUUCACAGCAGGAUUCAGGAUCCUUGCUCCCACAACUUACAUAUUCUUUGCAUCAGCCAUUCCAGUGAUAUCAUUUGGGGAACAAUUGGACAGGAACACAAAUGGUAUCUUGACUGCAGUUCAAACAUUGGCAUCUACUGGAAUUUGUGGAGUCAUACAUUCCUUUUUUGGUGGUCAGCCAUUGCUAAUUCUUGGAGUAGCUGAGCCAACUGUUCUUAUGUAUACUUUUAUGUUCAACUUUGCCAAAGACAGAGAUGAUUUGGGCCCACAUUUGUAUUUGGCUUGGGCAGGAUGGGUAUGUGUCUGGACUGCAUUUUUGUUGAUCUUAUUUGCAAUCCUGGGUGCAUGCUCAAUUAUCAACAGGUUCACCCGCAUAGCGGGUGAACUUUUUGGUUUGCUGAUUGCAAUGUUGUUCAUGCAACAGGCCAUACGUGGCCUUGUGGAGGAGUUUCGUAUCCCAGUGGGGGAAAAUCCGAAACUUGAACAGUUCCAACCAUCAUGGCGUUUUGGGAAUGGAAUGUUUGCAUUGGUUCUCUCAUUUGGACUUCUAUUUAGUGGGCUAGGGAGCCGCAAAGCCCGAUCUUGGCGUUAUGGGACAGGAUGGCUUCGGGGUCUUAUUGCUGAUUAUGGUGUGCCAUUGAUGGUCCUUGUGUGGACUGGAGUUUCAUAUGCUUCAGCCAGCCAUGUCCCAAAUGGAAUUCCACGACGGCUUUUCAGUCCCAAUCCAUGGUCACCCAAUGCCUAUGCCAACUGGACAGUUGUUAAGGAAAUGCUUGAUGUACCAUUAUUAUACAUUAUCGGAGCAUUUAUUCCAGCUACAAUGAUUGCUGUGCUUUAUUAUUUUGACCACAGCGUGGCAUCCCAACUUGCCCAACAAAAGGAAUUCAACUUGAGAAAGCCAUCUUCAUUUCAUUAUGACUUGCUUCUUUUGGGAUUCUUGGUUAUUUUAUGUGGCCUACUUGGUAUACCACCUUCAAAUGGUGUUAUUCCUCAAUCUCCAAUGCACACUAAAAGCUUAGCAACUCUCAAGCAUCAGUUGAUGCGCAACAAAUUAGUCAGAAGAGCACAAAAAAGUAUUCAAACUAACUCAAGCCUAGGGCAGCUAUAUGGACACAUGCAAGAAACUUACCAGCAGAUGCAAACUCCAUUGGUGUACCAGCCUCCAUCUACUUUGGAACUUAAGCAAUUGAAGGAUACCACUGUUCAAUUAGCCACAAGUGCUGGAAAUAUAGAUGCUCCAGUUGAUGAAUCAAUUUUUAAUGUAGAGAAGGACAUAGAUGAUCUCCUACCUGUUGAAGUUAAGGAACAGCGACUAAGUAACCUGUUGCAAUCUAUUAUGGUGGCUUGCUGUGUUGGUGCAAUGCCUAUCCUUAAAAAGAUCCCAACUUCUGUACUUUGGGGUUACUUUGCUUUCAUGGCCAUAGAGAGUUUGCCUGGAAAUCAAUUCUGGGAAAGGAUAUUGCUUCUGUUCACUGCUCCAAGUCGUAGAUACAUGGUGCUCCAGAAGUAUCAUGCUAUAUUUGUUGAAACAGUACCUUUCAAAACAAUUGCUAUGUUUACCAUAUUCCAGACGUGCUAUUUACUGGCCUGUUUUGGCGUAACCUGGAUCCCCAUAGCUGGUGUGCUUUUUCCACUGCUAAUAAUGUUGUUGGUCCCCAUAAGACAGUAUGUGCUUCCAUGGUUUUAUAAAGGAGCACAUCUUCAAGAAUUGGAUGCAGCCGAGUAUGAAGAAUCACCAGCAAUACCAUGCGACAUAGCAAUGACUGAAGCUGGAUCUCUUGGGCUUGGGCGUGGAAAUGGAGGGACAAAGGCAGAUGAAGGCGAAAUUUUGGAUGAGAUGAUGACACGAAGCCGUGGUGAAAUUAAGCACAUAUAUAGUCCAAAGAUAACUAGUACGAGUGAAUGCACACAGCCUGGUGAAGCAAAGUAUAUUUUUAGUCCACGUCUUGGAGAUUCUGAACGAGCAUACAGUCCCCGUAUCAGUCAGCUCAGACAGACACAUAGUCCACAACUUGGUGAAGGGAAAAAUAUCAGUCCACGAACAUCAUCUAGUUUGAGGCCACAUACAUCAACUUCGAGUUAGACAUUUCUAGGAUGUGCAAAUCAAUAAACUGUAAUGUUUGGCUUCAGCAAAUACUUCAUAUGUCUUAUGGCAUAUAUAAUGUCUUAUUAUGUAACCAUACUGAGAUAAGCUCCUUGGUUGUAUUGGUAUAUCUUAUAGAUACCAGUAAGUCUAUUUACCAUGUAGAAUAUGUGUCCAUCUCAAUAAACAGUGUACCUUAUAUAAGUUUGAAAUGAAAUAAUAAUGGAAGUUGAGUUAAAAAAGUUUAUGUUUUGAG